UCUCAGAAAAAGAAAUGAUUUUGAAAAAGGUCUUCUCAGUGAAGAAGAAACUGUAGGCGCGAUGAGCUUGAGGCACCGUCCGACGACGGCGCGCGAGCGCGGAGAGCUUCACGCGCCAUCGCGUGAGACGUACAACAUCAUCCCGAUCCAUGACUUGCUGGCGGAGCACCCUUCUCUCCGGUUCCCGGAGGUCCGUGCGGCGGCGGCGGCGCUGCGAGUUGUCGGAGACCUCCGGAAACCGCCGUUCGUGGAGUGGACAGCUCGCAUGGAUCUCAUGGACUGGCUCGGCGUCGUCUUCGGCUUCCAGACCGAUAACGUACGGAACCAAAGGGAGAACCUCGUCCUCCAUCUGGCGAACUCCCAAAUGCGGCUUCAGCCGCCGCCACGUCACCCCGACGGUCUUGAUCGCACCGUCCUCCGCCGCUUCCGGAAGAAGCUCCUUCACAAUUACACAACUUGGUGCUCCUUCAUCGGGGUCCGUUGCCACGUCAUCAUCUCCCACCAUAACCGUCACCAGACCGACGCCGUUUUGGGUCUUCGCCGAGAGCUGCUCUACGUGGCUCUGUAUCUCUUGAUUUGGGGUGAGUCAGCGAAUCUCCGAUUUGCUCCGGAGUGUCUCUGCUACAUAUUUCACCACAUGGCCAUGGAGCUCAACAAGGUGCUUGAUGACCACAUUGAUGAUAUGACGGGAAUGCCCUUUUGGCCCUCCUUCUCUGGGGACUGCGCCUUCCUCAAGAGCGUGGUCAUGCCCAUCUACAAGACCAUCAAGGCGGAGGUGGAGAGCAGCAAGAACGGGACGAAGCCCCACUCGGCCUGGAGGAAUUACGACGACAUUAACGAGUACUUUUGGAGCAAGAGGUGUUUCAAGAGCCUCAAAUGGCCCCUUGAUGCCACUAGCAAUUUCUUCGAUUCCACUCCUAAGAUCAGAAGAGUUGGGAAGACUGGGUUUGUGGAGCAGAGAUCCUUCUGGAAUGUGUUUAGAAGCUUCGAUAGAUUGUGGGUGCUUUUGUUUCUGUUUCUGCAGGCAGCCAUCAUCGUUGCUUGGAAUGAUACUAAUUACCCGUGGCAGGUCUUGGAAAAGCGCGAUGUGCAGGUUGAGUUACUGACCAUUUUCAUCUCUUGGGCGGGGUUGAGGUUACUUCAAUCUGUGCUUGACUGGAGUACACAGUACAGUUUGGUGAGUAGAGAAACAAUGUGGCUUCUCGUCAGAUUGUCUUUGAAGACAGCGGUGGCUUUGACCUGGACAGUUCUGUUUUCUGUCUUCUAUGCGUUGAUUUGGCGCCAGAAGAAUGCAGAUAGGUUUUGGUCUUCAGCUGCCAACGAGAGGAUUGUGACAUUUCUCAAGGUGGUUUUCGUGUUCGUCAUCCCCGAAUUGUUGGCUCUUGUGUUGUUUAUUGUUCCUUGGAUAAGGAACUGGUUGGAGGAACUGAAUCUUGGGAUUGUACACUUGAUGACAUGGUGGUUCUACAGCAAGAUUUUCGUUGGUCGUGGGGUGAGGGAAGGGCUGGUGGACAAUGUUAAGUAUACGAUUUUUUGGAUUGUUGUCUUGUCCUCUAAGUUCAUAUUCAGUUAUUUCCUUCAGAUCAAGCCUCUAGUUGAUCCGACAAGGGCUCUCUUGCAGCUCAAUGAUGCACAAUACAACUGGCACGAGUUCUUUGGCAGCACAAACAGGAUGGCGGUAGUGAUGCUAUGGCUCCCUGUCGUGUUGGUUUACCUGAUGGAUCUUCAAAUUUGGUAUUCAAUGUACUCAUCCCUUGUCGGUGCAUCAGUUGGUCUGUUUUCACACUUGGGAGAGAUUCGGAACAUUGACCAGCUAAGACUUAGGUUUCAGUUCUUUGCAAGCGCUAUGCAGUUUAACCUCAGACCCGAAGAACAGCUGUUGAGCCCGAAAGCGACACUAGUUAAGAAGUUACGUGAUGCUGUCCACCGGCUGAAAUUGCGGUACGGGCUUGGUCGUCCUUACAAUAAAAUUGAAUCGAGCCAAGUUGAAGCCACUUGGUUUGCCUUGAUAUGGAAUGAGAUAAUCCUUUCAUUUAGGGAGGAAGACCUGAUAAGUGACAGGGAGGUGGAGUUACUGGAGUUGCCACCUAAUUGUUGGAACAUUAGGGUUAUUCGUUGGCCAUGUUUCCUCCUAUGUAACGAGCUCCUGCUCGCGCUUAGUCAGGCAAAUGAACUCUCCGAUGCUCCUGAUCGUUGGCUUUGGUUGAAAAUUUGCAAGAGCGAGUAUAGGCGAUGCGCUGUUAUAGAAGCCUAUGAUAGCAUCAAGUAUGUGCUUUUCAGAGUUGUUAAGCAUGGCACCGAGGAGAAAUCCAUUGUCACCAGGUUGUUUGAGGAGAUUGACGAGAGCAUCGAAAACCAAAAGGUGACCGACUUGUUUAAGCUGAGAGUGCUACCCAAAAUUCAUGGCAAGCUAAUAACUCUCCUUGAGAAUUUGAUGGACCCGGACCGUAAAGUGUACAGGAUUGUGAAUAUACUGCAAGCUCUGUAUGAACUCUGUGUAAGGGAACUUCCGACAGUUAAGAGGACCACUGCACAAUUGAGUCAGCUUGGUCUGGCUCCGGUUAGUUUGGAUGCAGAAAAGGAGUUGUUGUUUGUUGAUGCUGUCGAUAUUCCUAAUCCCGAGGAUGUUUUCUUUUAUAAACAGAUCAGGAGGGUCCAUACAAUUCUUACUUCUAGAGAUCCGAUGCAUAACGUGCCCAAGAAUCUCGAGGCCAGGCGGCGUCUUGCUUUCUUUAGCAACUCUCUCUUUAUGAACAUUCCUCAUGCUCCCAGUGUAGAGAAGAUGAUGGCUUUCAGUGUAUUGACUCCUUACUACGACGAAGAAGUGAUGUAUAGACAGGAAAUGCUUCGAGCUGAGAACGAAGAUGGAAUUUCCACCCUGUUUUACCUGCAGAAGAUAUACGACGAUGAAUGGAGGAACUUUCUGGAACGGAUGCGGAGAGAGGGAUUGGAAGAUGAGAACGACAUUUGGACAAAGAAGGUUAGGGAUCUCCGCCUCUGGGCUUCGUACAGAGGGCAGACUUUGUCUCGAACAGUUCGAGGAAUGAUGUACUAUUACAGGGCGCUGAAGAUGCUUUCCUUUCUCGAUUCUGCUUCUGAGAUGGACAUUAGAAUGGGGUCUCAGAGGAUGUCUGAAGCUUGUGAUCCAUUUUAUUUUAACAAUGACUGGAACAGUACGACCCAAUCGGCAUCUGUUCAGGAGUUUAACACGAUGGCCAACGGUAUAAAUCCUUUGCUUAAAGGGCAUGAAGACGGGAGUGCCAUGAUGAAAUUCACAUAUGUUGUGGCAUGUCAAGUUUAUGGACAGCAUAAAGCGAAAGGAGACCACCGGGCUGAAGAGAUUCUCUUCCUGAUGAAAAAUAACGAGGCCCUCCGUGUGGCGUAUGUUGAUGAGGUACACUUGGGGAGGGAUGAGGUAGAAUACUACUCGGUUCUUGUUAAAUAUGAUCGGCAACUUCAAAGAGAAGUGGAAAUAUAUCGAAUCAGAUUGCCGGGCCCUUUGAAACUUGGGGAGGGUAAACCGGAAAACCAAAACCAUUCCAUAAUCUUUACGCGAGGCGAUGCACUUCAGACCAUCGAUAUGAAUCAAGACAACUAUUUCGAGGAGGCACUUAAGAUGAGGAACUUGUUGGAAGAAUUCAAGACCUAUCAUGGCAUUAGGAGGCCAACUAUUCUCGGAGUCCGUGAGAUAGUCUUCACCGGUUCUGUCUCCUCGCUUGCAUGGUUCAUGUCUGCUCAGGAAACAAGUUUUGUAACACUAGGACAACGGGUUCUUGCCAAUCCUCUGAAAGUGAGAAUGCAUUAUGGUCACCCUGAUGUAUUUGAUCGGUUCUGGUUCAUGCCUCGGGGCGGAAUUAGCAAGGCCUCUAAAGUGAUAAACAUCAGCGAGGACAUAUUUGCUGGAUUCAAUUGCACUUUAAGAGGUGGCAAUGUGACUCACCAUGAGUACAUACAGGUAGGUAAGGGCAGGGAUGUAGGUUUGAAUCAGAUAUCCAUGUUCGAAGCCAAGGUGGCCAGUGGUAAUGGUGAGCAGGCAUUGAGCAGGGACGUAUACCGGUUGGGUCACAGGUUGGAUUUCUUUCGAAUGCUUUCUUUCUUCUACACGACGGUUGGCUACUACUUCAACACGAUGAUGAUAGUAUUAACCGUUUUUGCGUUCUUGUGGGGGCGGCUUUAUUUGGCUUUGAGUGGAGUUGAGAAAGUGGCAAAGGACAGAAGUAGCAGUAACAAGGCUCUUGGCACGAUUUUGAAUCAGCAAUUUAUCAUACAGUUAGGUGUCUUCACUGCACUUCCUAUGAUUCUUGAAAACUCUCUGGAGCAUGGAUUUCUUCCUGCAGUUUGGGAUUUCAUAACGAUGCAGCUAGAGCUCGCGUCCUUCUUUUACACUUUCUCAAUGGGAACUAGAACCCAUUUCUUUGGCCGGACUAUCCUACAUGGUGGAGCCAAGUACCGAGCCACUGGACGAGGUUUCGUGGUGGAGCAUAAGAAAUUUGCUGAGAAUUACAGAUUGUAUGCUCGUACUCAUUUCAUCAAGGCGAUUGAGCUCGGGAUUAUCUUGUUGGUGUAUGCGUCUCAUAGCCCGUUGGCUAAGGAAUCCUUUGUUUACAUACUGAUGACAAUCUCAAGUUGGUUCCUCGUUGUCUCGUGGAUUAUUUCUCCGUUUCUCUUCAACCCUUCUGGUUUUGAUUGGCUCAAAACCGUUUACGAUUUCGAUGAUUUCAUGAACUGGAUAUGGGCUAAAGGUGGGCUGUUUACAAAAGCAGAUCAGAGCUGGCAGACAUGGUGGAACGAGGAGCAGGAUCAUUUGAGAACGACUGGACUCUGGGGAAAGCUGUUGGAGAUUGUGUUGGACCUUCGAUUCUUCUUCUUCCAGUACGGAAUCGUCUACCAACUCGACAUCGUAGGCAAAAGUACCAGCAUCGCAGUCUACUUGGCUUCUUGGGCAUUCUUGAUCGUGGCUGUCGGGAUAUACAUAACUAUAAUCUAUGCUCAGAAGAGAUUUGCCGUGAAGCAGCACAUAUAUUACCGGGUUGUUCAGUUGUCUGUGAUUGGGCUGACAGUACUCGUGAUGGUGAUGUUGCUCAAGUUCACUGGACUUACGUUUUCGGACAUGGUCACAAGCCUGUUAGCGUUCAUUCCGACAGGUUGGGGACUGAUAUCCAUAGCACAAGUACUUAAACCCUUUCUGCAAUCCACUGUGGUAUGGGACACAGUCGUGUCUGUUGCUCGCCUGUACGAUAUGAUAUUCGGAUUGAUCGUAAUGGCUCCGGUCGCGUUGCUCUCAUGGCUGCCUGGUUUUCAGAAUAUGCAGGCGCGGAUCUUGUUCAAUGAAGCCUUCAGCCGGGGCCUUCAAAUUUCCAUCAUCCUCUCCGGCAAGAAGUCCACCUGAGAUCGUGAUCUUGAUCGGGUUUUUCUUGAAGGCCAUGUCUCUGGUUACUGCAGAAAGCUGCUUCUGAGUUCGAGUGUAUAAAUCCUCGCAUACGGUCCAUCUUUUUUUUUUUGUGGGGAUGCACCAGAAGAUGAAACAAAUGCAGCCAACACGGAAGCUACUCACCCCAUGGAUUAUGGAAACGCUGAGUGGCAGAACGUUUAUCAUUUCAGGUGCUUUUUUUUUCCCAUUGUAUUUCACGUAUCGACUCUUGUGAAGUUAUAGUCCUCUGACUUAAUGUCAACAAAUUUUACCGAGCAAUGUAUUAUGUAUUAUUGAUUGAGUUUAAAUAAGCAACUUAGUUUUUCUUUGAAAAUAAACCAUUUUUUUCUGUC
Tarenaya hassleriana is the source of this 5763-nucleotide messenger RNA. RefSeq names its product callose synthase 11. Lineage: Eukaryota; Viridiplantae; Streptophyta; Magnoliopsida; Brassicales; Cleomaceae. Gene Ontology annotation, molecular function: 1,3-beta-D-glucan synthase activity. Bases 62 to 5389 code for a protein of 1775 amino acids. Gene Ontology annotation, biological process: (1->3)-beta-D-glucan biosynthetic process. The record is from RefSeq and is a predicted model, not a curated record. The transcript is spliced from 4 exons. Gene Ontology annotation, cellular component: plasma membrane; 1,3-beta-D-glucan synthase complex.